AACAAGCAAGAAAAAGAGCAAGAAGAGUUCUUUCAAGUGAGCUAAAAGUGGCAACACGCAUCGCGCUCGGUGGCCGUCGUGGAUUUCUGGUGAAAUUUAGCAAAUACUAGCGCUCGAAACGUGCCGAAAGUAGCCGCAAACGAACCCGUGUGAAAAUGUCCUCCGGCGAGCAGCAAACACAGGCCACUACCGGCCAGCCGCACCUCCAAAAACAAGACCUUUCCCAGCUGGACGUCACCAAGCUGACACCGCUGUCGCCCGAGGUCAUCUCGCGCCAGGCCACGAUCAACAUCGGCACGAUCGGGCACGUGGCCCACGGCAAGUCCACCGUGGUCAAGGCCAUCUCCGGUGUGCAGACGGUGCGCUUCAAGAACGAACUGGAGCGUAACAUCACCAUCAAGCUGGAGCCGUUGUCGGAUGAGCUCAUCGGUCGGCUAACGACGUCCCCGGCCGAGCUGGCCGCGUAUAUUAAAAUGACCCACGAGCGGUACAAAAUCAACGGCAAGCGGCGCCGCAAUUCCGCGGAUUCGCCUCCGGACGGGCACCGCCUGAAGCAGGCGAAGAUUUCCAGCUACUUUAACGGGGGCGGAACGACGCCGGCCGCCGCGGACGGUGGCAAAUACAAGCAAAGAAAUAUCGAGUAUUAUUUUAACCGAAACGGAUUGCACAAAGACCAUGAGACCAAUGGACUGCACGAACGUGCGAGUCGCAGCAUGACGCCGAAGCUGUCCCGGCGGACGUCGGUUGCGAGUGACGCAGGGAGUGUUGAGUCGGGGUCGUCGUCGACAUCGCGACUGCGAGUGCGGCGUAAGUCGUUGACCUAUUCGGACGAUUCGCCGUCGCGGACGACGACAACGACGACGACGGGAACGCCGGUAGCUGGGAGUGGCAAGAAGCGACGAUCGGCGGCACCGCCCAAGGCCAACAAAGACGGCGAGUACUCGGUGGAGAGUAUUGUGGAUAUUCAGGAGAUUUCGAACGCACCAGUUUUCGAGAUCAAGUGGCGUGGAUACAGCUCGAAGAGCAACACUUGGGAACCACUGCCAAACAUCCGCACGUGCCACGCGAUCAACGAGUUUUUGCAGUGGCAGCUCGAGUCGUACGUGGAGACGAUCAACGAAAUACGGCAGGAGUUGGGCGAGACGGAGCAGUAUCGGGAGCAGGUUACGUUGCAUGAGACCAAAUCGUUCAAGCAAAUUCUGGCCGAAUAUGAAAAGUUUGACCCGUUGGCGUUUGAUAGCGAUAUGGUGUUGUACGCCAAGAUUCGUGCGAAUUACGCCAAGAACAAGCGGCUGCACGAUCGGAUCCUGGCGAAUGUUGGCCUGGAGAUGUCCUACCGGAAGCGACGCGAUCAGCUCGUCAAGAUGAAGCAGUUCGAGGACAUGAUCAACGAAUUUGAGCCGAGCAGCAAGAUUGCGGUGGAGAACGAUGAAGAUUCGGACGUGCCACAGGAGAACUUCAAGUACAUCAAGGAGAACCUGGCCGGGGAGGGCGUCACCAUCCCGGACGAUCCGCCGUACGGGUGCGAGUGCGACCAGUGCAACUUCCGGAGCGAUUGCUGCGGCAAAAUGGCCGGUUCCAAGAUGGCUUACAACACGAAAAAGCGACUGAACGCACCUCCCGGCAUGCCGAUCUACGAGUGUAACAAGCGGUGCCGUUGCAGCGCGGAUUGUACGAACCGGGUCAUGCAGAACGGGCGCAAGUUCAACGUGUCGCUGUUCAAAACCAGCAACGGACGCGGCUGGGGCGUCAAAACCAACCAAACCAUCUACGAGGGCUGGUACAUCACGGAGUACAUCGGCGAGGUCAUCACGUACGAGGAGGCGGAGAAGCGAGGUCGCGAGUACGACGCCGUUGGCCGCACCUACCUCUUUGAUCUGGACUUUAACGGGAGUGACAAUCCGUACACGAUCGAUGCGGCCAACUACGGCAACAUUGCCCGCUUCAUCAACCACUCGUGCGACCCCAACUGUGGCAUCUGGUCGGUUUGGGUCAACUGCCUGGAUCCGAAUCUGCCCCGGUUGGCGUUCUUCGCCAAGCGGAAAAUCGAAGCCGGCGAAGAGCUCACGAUCAACUACCAAACGCAGAUCAACGAGAGCCGGGCGAUGGACGUGAGCCAGGACGAGGAAGGUCAGCCGCAGAACGGGCCCCCGAGCGAUGAUGGCGGUCCGGGCAGAGGAAAGCCCGACCCGGAGAACUUGACCGAGUGCCGCUGCGGAGCGGAUAAUUGCAAGAAAUACGUUUUUUAGAGAUAAUUUCAGUAAAAUUGUAUAAUUACAAUUGUGUUUACAACCAUUUCAUCUUAUGCUACAAAAAAAGUGCCUAAAUAAACAGAAAAGAACGCUUGUUUUAGGGAGA
Molecule: messenger RNA, 2358 nt
Organism: Culex quinquefasciatus (southern house mosquito)
Lineage: Eukaryota; Metazoa; Arthropoda; Insecta; Diptera; Culicidae
Product: eukaryotic translation initiation factor 2 subunit 3
Exons: 3
Coding region: 156-2249 (697 amino acids)
Biological process (GO): positive regulation of translational fidelity; formation of translation preinitiation complex
Cellular component (GO): eukaryotic translation initiation factor 2 complex; cytosol; nucleus
Molecular function (GO): zinc ion binding; histone H3K9 methyltransferase activity; GTPase activity
Source: RefSeq, a predicted model, not a curated record